Molecule: messenger RNA, 1005 nt
Organism: Aspergillus mulundensis
Lineage: Eukaryota; Fungi; Ascomycota; Eurotiomycetes; Eurotiales; Aspergillaceae
Exons: 3
Coding region: 1-1005 (334 amino acids)
Biological process (GO): mitochondrial respiratory chain complex III assembly
Cellular component (GO): mitochondrion
Source: RefSeq, a predicted model, not a curated record
AUGCCUUCCAGACAACUGAGCAGCUUGCGACCCCGAGAGCUCAGUCAUCAAUGCGCCAUACUUCAGGCGCAAGCUCUCAAGCUACCUCUCAUAUCUAUCGCAUCUGCGCGACGGUCACUAUGUACGUUGCCGGCGAAUCCACGUGAAGCUAUCUUAAACCACCGACCUCAGAAUGCGACCCUCCCACGGCGAACACCCGCAUCGGUCUUCGGUUUGAAUACACAGAGCUACAGAUCAGCAUCCGGCUUCUUACCCCGACUUGCGCAAAAGCUCCUACCGGUCGUAAAGCGUCCCGGUGGAGCGGCCGAGACCUAUGUCGCGUAUGGUUUGACCCAGAAAUUGUUCGAGGCGUGUUCCAAGGAGGGCGAUUACACGAUCCCACAGCUAAACGAGAAAGGCGCCCAGGUCCCUAAGACGGAAGCCGGAGAGGAUCUGGGUGUUGGUGAGGGAUGGUGGUAUGAAGAGUUGGGCCUUGUUCCGACUUUCUCGACAUGGUCUCAGAUUACCUUCCUCCAUAUGUAUCUUUUGACGGUUCGGCUGCGGGCGUUGCCUAACCGCGAGAGUAUGCAGACAUACUCACGCCAUUUGAUUGAUCACUUCUCGCAUGAUGCCGAGCAUCGCAUGGAUGUUCUUCACGGGCUGACCAGUCGCUCCAUUAGGAACAAGUUUCUGAAGGAUCUUUUUAUCCAGUGGCGCGGUGUGCUUGCUGCGUACGACGAGGGUCUUAUCAAGGGCGAUGCUGUUCUAGGUGCUGCUGUGUGGAGAAACUUGUUCAAGGCCAGCUAUAUUACUUCUGGUGGGGAAGAGAUUAACUGGUCGAAGGUCGCUCGUGUUGUCGCCUAUAUGCGCCGGGUACUCUCGGAGCUAUCAGAGCUGCACGAGGUUGAUCUUAUUCUAGGGUUGAAGUCACCUGAGGGCGACAGGUCCGGAAUAUUCUCUCCAUCUAAAUCAGAUAUGAUUCUGGUAGAGGGGAAGCCACUCCCAUCUCCGAAGCGGAGCAGAUAG